AUGAUGAAGAUACAAAGUAUGUGCCUGUUAGGGAUGCUGGCUAUGUUUGGCAACCUUGCAAAUAUCCUGCUCCUCCUCGCAACCUUUCUGCCACCAGCUAAUCCUGUUCCUCCUCCUCCUCGCUGCCUUCCUUUGGCAUAUCCUUCUCCUCCUGGCUACAUUACACCUGCAAAUCCUGCAGCCAGUCAGUCAAAUUCAACAGCAGAGGUUAUGCCCAAAAAAAUUCCGAGACAGCCUCCUCAGAGCCAAUGA
Dovyalis caffra is the source of this 252-nucleotide messenger RNA. The record is from the annotation of a GenBank genome assembly. Lineage: Eukaryota; Viridiplantae; Streptophyta; Magnoliopsida; Malpighiales; Salicaceae.